GCUGCGGCUCUACCCCCCCGACAACGCACCUCUUGCUUUUUCCUCCAAAGUAUGUUAUGUUAAGUUUCGUGACCCAUCAAGUGUUGGUGUGGCCCAGCAUCUAACUAACACGGUUUUUAUUGACAGAGCUCUGAUAGUUGUUCCCUGUGCAGAAGGUAAAAUCCCAGAGGAAUCCAAAGCCCUCUCUUUAUUGCCUCCUGCUCCAACUAUGACAAGUCUGAUGCCUGGUGCAGGAUUGUUGCCCAUACCUACCCCAAAUCCCUUGACUACACUUGGUGUUUCACUUAGCAGUUUGGGAGCUAUACCAGCAGCAGCACUAGACCCCAACAUUACAACACUUGGAGAGAUACCACAGCCACCACUUAUGGGAAAUGUGGAUCCUUCCAAGAUUGAUGAAAUUAGGAGAACUGUCUAUGUUGGAAAUUUGAAUUCCCAGACAACGACAGCUGAUCAACUACUUGAAUUUUUUAAACAAGUUGGAGAAGUGAAGUUUGUGCGGAUGGCAGGUGAUGAGACUCAGCCAACUCGGUUUGCUUUUGUGGAAUUUGCAGACCAAAAUUCUGUACCAAGGGCCCUUGCUUUUAAUGGAGUUAUGUUUGGAGACAGGCCAUUGAAAAUAAAUCACUCCAACAAUGCAAUAGUAAAACCCCCUGAGAUGACACCUCAGGCUGCAGCUAAGGAGUUAGAAGAAGUAAUGAAGCGGGUACGAGAGGCUCAGUCAUUUAUCUCGGCAGCCAUUGAACCAGAGUCUGGAAAGAGCAAUGAAAGAAAAGGCGGUCGAUCUCGUUCCCACACUCGCUCAAAAUCCAGGUCUAGCUCAAAAUCUCAUUCUAGAAGGAAAAGAUCACAGUCAAAACACAGGAGUAGAUCCCAUAAUAGAUCACGUUCGAGACAGAAAGAUAGGCGUAGAUCUAAGAGUCCACAUAAAAAACGCUCUAAGUCAAGGGAGAGACGGAAGUCAAGGAGUCGUUCACGUUCACGGGACAAGAGAAAAGAUACCCGAGAAAAGAUCAAGGAAAAGGAAAGAGGAAAAGAAAAAGAUAGAGAAAAGGAAAGGGAAAAAGAGAAAGAAAGGGAAAAAGAACGUGAAAAAGAAAAAGAACGGGGUAAAAACAAAGAUAAAGAUCGGGACAAAGAACGAGAAAAGGACCGGGAAAAAGACAAAGAUAAGGACAGAGAGAGAGAUCGAGACAAAGAGCAUGAAAACAAAGAGAAGGAAAAGGAACAGGACAAAGAAAAGGAACGAGAAAAGGACAGAUCCAAAGAGGUAGAUGAAAAAAGAAAGAAGGAUAAAAAAUCCAGAACACCACCCAGAAGUUAUAAUGCAUCAAGAAGAUCUCGUAGUUCCAGCAGGGAAAGGCGUAGAAGGAGAAGCAGGAGUUCUUCCAGAUCUCCAAGAACAUCAAAAACUAUAAAAAGGAAAUCUUCUAGAUCUCCAUCUCCUAGGAGCAGAAAUAAGAAAGAUAAAAAGAGAGAAAAAGAAAGGGAUCACAUCAGUGAAAGAAGAGAGAGAGAACGUUCAACUUCUACAAGAAAGAAUUCUAAUGACAAAGACGGGAAGGAAAAGUUGGAGAAGAAUAGUACUUCACUUAAAGAGAAGGAGCACAAUAAAGAAUCAGAUUCAAAUGUUGGAAAAGAAGUAGAUGACAAGGAUGCACCAAGGACUGAGGAAAACAAAGUACAGCAAAAUGGAAAUUGCCAGCCAAAUGAAGAAAACCUUUCUACCAAAACAGAAGCAGUAUAGGACUGACAAACACCUCAACACUCAACGCUGGAAUAAAGUCCAAAGCUUUUAAUUUUCUCAACAAGAUGUAAACAGGGAAAAAACCUAGUUGAGCAUAAGGAUAGGAACUAACAGCUUUUCCAGUUGUUAGGUGACUUUCUGGCCAUCUUGUUAUAGAGUAAGAAAAUGAAGCAUGGACCUCAUGAAAAGAACAGAUGUUACCAAGCUCCUCAUCUUCUGAAAUCUGCGCAUUUCCAUGGUGGCUGGCACACUUGUCAUGUGGUUUGUUAGUGUUUGCCAAGAACCAUUGCAAAUAGAUUGAACAUCAAAGAUCCAAAUUUGUACUAUCCUUAUAGACUGGAGAUAAGGAUUGGAGGGUCUUUAAGAAAAUACUAGUUACUGAAUUUUGUAUUGUUUUACUUUUUUUUUUAAAUUUCACUAUAUACAGUUUGAUGAUGUGCUUGAAAUUGGUGCAAAUAUAUACACACUCUUGUAAGUGCAAAGUAUGUAAGAAGUUUUAACAUUUACUUCACAGGAUUUACAGUGAUUGUGUUAAAUUCCCACUAUUGUGUUUUCUUUUGCUCACUAAAUUUAGGACAGCAUUUUUUCUUUAAAAUAGUUUCACAGAUUAAAAUUACUUAAAUAAGUGGAUUAAAAAAACAACUGACAAUGCAUGCUACUAUUCUUGUUCAAAAGGAAGAGCAGCUGUGUUGAAUACUAAUAGUAUAUUAGUAUUCAGUGUUUAGAAUCAUUGGGUCUACCUACAAAGUGAGCAUUUCUUUUGAACUUUCUUGACAUUUCCAAGCUCAUAUAUUAUGAAUAAUAUUGCAGUGUGUCUUGUUAACUGUAGGUGGCAAAGGUGCCCUAUAAAUAAGAAACUGGGUUUUCAAAAUGGGCUAUGGGAGCACAAGCUGAAGCUUUAGUGCCUUCUACAAUGUGGUAUACUGUUUUCUAGAAUUUUGUAUGUGCUAGUCAUUCUCAAUCAUAUGGAAUCUAGAUGGAUAUUCCAUUCAUAUCCAUAUAGAAGUGUGCAAGUGAUAUGUCAGAAGAGCUUCUUACUUAGUUCACCUAAUAUGAGAAGGACGUCUUUUUACCAAGAAUGACUUCAGAGUUUAAAAUAAAAAUGCAGUUUCGGGACCAUCAGUUUUAUACUGUGAUAAUUGAAAAUGAAACAGGUUAUCAUUUUCUUUAAAUCAGAAGAAACCCUUUAGUCGUUUAUAUUGGAUGGCCUUAAUUAUUACCUCCCAAUCAUCUUUUCUUAAAUGAUGUGUAGAAAUUAUAUUUAAAGGAGGACUAGGAAUAUAUGGGAGUUGUAAGAUAUGUUCCUGGAGUUUAAGAGAGAGGUCAUCCGUCAGUCUUAGGCUUGCUUUUUGCAGAAAGUAUGUAAGUAGUAAAAUGACCACAUUGCUAAUGUUUCUCCCCAAAACUGUACCUCAGAGUUGCUGAAUUCUUUUCAUUGUUGUUCUGGUUCCAAACAAGUAAUGCUUUUUAAUUAGCAUGUUACUAAAAAAUCAAGUAAAUUAUUUUAAUACGAUCUAAUACAAUCAAAUUACUCAGUUGCCUUACCUCAUGGGAAGAAUUUAUAGAUUUACAAAGCUGAGUGGCCCUUUAGUAAACUGGUUUCAACUUGAGUUUUCUUUUAAUGUUAAUACUAUUUAAAUUUUAUUUGGUAGAGAAUGGGAAGAGUUGCCCCUACUUCAAGUAAUGAAGCCUGGUUUGAUUAUGAAGCUGCUUAAUCACUCUUCAUGUGUUCAGAAUUACUGUUUUUUUUUUUUUCCUUCUUUUUGUCACUGUGUACAUUAAAAUUUUGGAAAAUGCUUUACUAUGUAAAGUAUAGAUGGUCAUUUUAAUCAUUCAACCACAUACAGUUGGCUGGUAAACAGCUUAUUUUGAUAAAUGAAUGCUUGGGUGCAUAUGGAAAGAUUGUGAAAGUGUGUGUGUCUUGCAUCAACAUCUGUCUUAUUUAUGAUAUGUAAGUAGAAUAGAGCAAAUGUUGUUUGAAUCUUUGUUAUUUUUAGUACCAUUUCUCUAAUAAAGCUAAAUAUUUUAGAGGAAAGUAUUUGUUUAUGCCUUUCAAAAAAGCAUCUUAUAGUUUUAUCCUGCUCUUGUUUUAGUUGGCAUAGAGACUGUUUUGACAUGGAGAAUGUGUGUUUGUGUGUUGUCUUUAAAACAAUCACUUAAAGUUUGAGUGUUUUCUUGUACUCUGGACUCUUAUUAAAAGUUUUUUUUUAAUGUUGGUAAUAUUUCUCUUGGUUAUAUAUUCAGUUUUAAAAUAAUCAUACUUAUUUUGAGAGAUACUUUAUUUGUAAAAACUAGGAAUGAGUAGAAUACAAGAGAUCCAGAGAAAGUAAAAUUAUAUUAUUUAGGAUUUGAUGUUUUAUAUGGGCUUAUAGAAGCAAUGCUUUCUAGGGUCUGGUGAGUGUGUGUGUGUGUGUGUGUGUAUGUAUGUGGGAAAGAGAGAAAACAUUUUUCUUUACUUACAAGAGCAGUUAUCUUCUAAUUAUUUUUAAGAUUCUUUUUUUUUUCUUUUUUUUUUUUAAUCUCAGGUAGAUAUUGUCAGGAAAACUUGAGGUAAGGCCAAGAAGACAGUCAUUUUAUACUUGAUAGGUUCUGUGAUUAUCUUUUUUAGCUUGAUUGUACAGAAAGUACUCUUCCUUCUAUUCUAGGUAAUAUUCAUCAUUCUAGACAAAUUCUGUUGAUACUUUUGUUCUUGCUUUUCAUAAGUGCACCCUGAACUAAUAAUAUAAGAUGGUCCUUCAGAAGCUAGCCAGUGAAUUACAUUUGUAGAAACUUAUAAAUCCUUAACUUCUGCAAUGACUUCUUAAUUAUUAUUUUCCAUCUAAACCAAUCAGCUUUUAAUUAUAAGAACUAGUUAGCUUGUGAUCUUUCCCAUGUUUAUAGAAUUAUUUCUUUGAAGACAUUCUAUAUCUGCUAUGUUGAGCUACAGAAGUGUAAGAGGCUUAAAUUUUGACAUACUCAAUUAAAAUUUUUUAAAAUGGCAUUUAUAAACAAAAGGGUUUUUUGUCAAGAAAAUAAUUUCUCUUGUCAUACCCUUUUGUGAUGAUCAUUUUCAGGAUCAUCAUUCAUUCCUACAAAUUUAUUAAUGUCUUUAUUUUAAAACAUUUUUUAAAAAAGGAAAAACCCUGACCUAAACCUGCUCUUACCUGAAGACACUACUCAAGUUUAAGGGUUACAAUGUUGAAUAAUAGGCUUUACAUUUUAAAAAAAUUAGAAAUUUAGCAUGAUUGGACUUACUCAUCUUCCUCAGAUGUUGGAUUAGCAGUCCUAUUGAAGGAGUACAAUUUCACAUGUCAGUGAGUAAUUUCUUAUAUUUUCAUUAAAAGAUACCUGAUUUUAACCAGGCGGGUUAUGAAGUAGAGCCAUUCCCACCAAGUAUAAGUGCAGUGGCCGUUUCUUAUGUCUUUAAAUAUUUUUUAUUUCACUAUCUGUAGUAUUUUCUCAUGUUCAUUUACUGAUGUACCAUUACUUAAAUUGUUUAUUUUUAAAUUUCUAAACGUAGUCCUCUUAAAAGGGCUCAAUUAUAUUUCUGCAAGGUAGGAGUCUAGUAUAAAUGUAAUAAAAUGAUACUUUAAAACGAAUUUCCCUGUUUCAAUCUGGGGUUUAUGAUGAGUUGUUUUUGUUGUUUUUUAAAUAAACUUUCAUUGGUGGUUUUGCCUAAAGACUGAUACAUUAUUUUGAAAAUAAAACCUAAAGCCAUUUAUCAUUUUUGGCCCAUAUUUCAUCAGGUUGUAUUUACUAACUAAUAAUUAGAAUCUCUU
Molecule: messenger RNA, 5502 nt
Organism: Tupaia belangeri chinensis (Chinese tree shrew)
Lineage: Eukaryota; Metazoa; Chordata; Mammalia; Scandentia; Tupaiidae
Gene: SREK1
Product: splicing regulatory glutamic acid and lysine rich protein 1
Cellular component (GO): nucleoplasm
Molecular function (GO): RNA binding
Source: RefSeq, a predicted model, not a curated record